GCUCCUUCGGACUUCCUGUGUUCUAGGGGAUUUCUAGGCUCAAACAAACUCCGAGGAGUGAUGAGGACAAGGAGAAACUGAAGAAGCCAGCAUCCAGGGUUUUCCAGGAUCACAUCAACAUGGGGACUUGGAAGACAUUGUGGUUGAUCAUCUCCUUUGCAGCUGGUUUGGGCUUCAUCAAGUCACAAAGGACUGUCUGCAGGGAGGCCUCUGUGGGAGACAUCGUGUUUCUGGUCCACACCAACAUCGACCCCCAGCAUGCCCAGAGUGUGCGGAACUUCUUGUAUAUAUUGGCAAACAGUUUACAAGUCGGCGGAGAUAACAUCCGUGUGAGUCUGGCCCUGUACGGUGAUACACCCACCACUGAGUUCCUGCUUUCGGCCUAUCCCCGCAAAGGUGAUGUGUUGAAGCACAUCCGUGGACUUCAGUUUAAGCCCGGAGGCAACAGGAUGGGCCAGUCCCUGCAGUUCAUCCUAGAGCAUCACUUCCCGGAAGGAGCCGGGAGCCGGGCAAGCCAAGGGGUGCCUCAGGUGGCCCUGGUGAUGAGCACUGGUGUAGCUGAGGACCACUUUCGUGAACCUGCCGAAGCUCUCAAGAGAGAGGGAAUCUUGCUAUACGCCAUUGGAGUCAAAGACGCAGCUCAGGCCGAACUCAGGGAGAUUGCGAGUAGUCCCAAGGAUAACUUCACCUUUUUUGUUCCUAACUUCUCUGGCUUGCCUGGCCUCGCCCAGAAGCUGCGGCCAGAGCUUUGCACUACACUAGCAAAGGUAGUGCAACAUACUGAGCAGGGAUCUCCAGCCUGCACAGAAGCAUUCCUGGCUGAUAUUGUGUUUUUAGUAGACAGCUCAACUAGCAUUGGACUCCAGAACUUCCAGAAAGUAAAAAAUUUCCUCCACUCCAUUGUCUCGGGGCUUGACGUCAGAAGUGAUCAGGUGCAAGUGGGGCUGGUCCAGUACAGUGACAACAUCUAUCCAGCCUUUCAGCUGAAGCAGUCCUCUCUAAAGAGCGUGGUCCUGGAACAGAUCCGGAAUCUGCCCUAUAACAUGGGGAGUACAAAUACCGGAAGUGCCCUAGAGUUCAUCAGGGCCAACUACUUGACCGAGAUGAGUGGCAGCCGUGCCAAGGAUGGGGUUCCUCAGAUAGUUAUUCUGGUGACAGAUGGGGAGUCCAAUGAUGAGGUUCAGGAUGCGGCUGACCAGCUGAAAAGAGACGGGGUCUUUGUGUAUGUGGUAGGGAUCAAUAUUCAAGAUGUCCAAGAGUUGCAAAAGAUAGCCAGCGAGCCAUUUGAGGAGUUUCUCUUCACCACAGAAAACUUCAACAUCUUGCAGGAGCUCUCAGGAAGCCUCAGUCAGGCUGUGUGUUCCACAGUGGAGAGAGAGAUGAAAAAGCCUACCGAGACCUACGCAGACGUGGUCUUUCUUAUUGACUCAUCCCAGGGGACAUCCCAGGCCAGUUUCCGGUGGAUGCGGCAUUUCAUCGCUAGAAUUAUUGACAUGCUGGAGGUUGGCAAGGACAACUACCGGAUUGGGCUGGCUCAGUAUAGCGACCAAGGUCACACUGAGUUUUUGUUCAAUACCCACAAGACCCAGAAUGAGAUGGUCGCGCACAUCUAUGAGCACUUGGUGCUCCAAGGUGGCUCCAGGAAGACAGGUCAAGGCCUUCGGUUUCUUCAUCGGACUUUCUUCCAGGAGGCAGCAGGAAGCCGGUUCUUACAGGGUGUCCCUCAGUAUGUGGUAGUCGUUACCUCAGGCAAAUCUGAGGACGAGGUCCGAGAGCCUGCACAGAUCCUGAGGAACAGAGGCGUGGUCAUCAUGUCCGUGGGCUUGCAGGACUUUGACAAGGCAGAAAUGGAGGGGAUAGGGCCUGUAGUGCUGGUGUCUGACCUGCAGGGAGAAGAUGGAGUCAGUCAGCUAAUACAGGAUGUGAUUAUGUCGAUCCAGGGGAGUUCACAGCCUCCACAGGUUUUGGUCAAGUUUGCGAAGGAAGUUGUAGAAGAAUGUCUGGCUCCCAUUCCAACUGACCUCGUGUUCCUCGUUGAGGAAUUUACCAGUGCCGGGCAACCCAAUUUUCAGCAAGUCAUCAAGUUAUUGAAGACCACUGUCCACUCUCUCAACAUCCACCCUGAUAUCGUGAGGGUCAGCUUGGUCUUUUACAGUGAGAAACCACAGCUGAAGUUUUCUCUGAAUACAUUUCAAAAUGCUGCCCAGGUCUUAACCAGUUUGGACCAGUUAACCUUCAGAGCAAGACGAGGAAGGACGAAGGCAGGGGCUGCUUUGGAUUUCCUGAGGAAAGAAGUUUUUCUUCCGGAGAAGGGCAGCCGGUCCAUUUGGGGUGUACAGCAGAUAGCUGUGAUCAUUAUGGAAAGUCCAUCUCUAGACAAUGUGUCUACACCGGCUUCCCACCUCCGCAGGACCGGGGUCACCAUCUAUGCAGUGGGCAUCCAGUCUGCCUCUGAGAGUAAGGACCUGGAGAAGAUUGCCACAUACCCUCCUGGGAAGCACACCAUUCACCUAGAGUCCUUUCUGCAGCUCGAUGUUGUGAGAAAAAUACUUAAUAAGAAGCUCUGUCCUGAGACUUUGGGCAAAAUGCCUCCUGUGGGCAGCAUGCCUCCUGGGGCCGAAAUGCCUCCUGGGGCCGAAAUGCCUCCUGGGGGCAAAAUGCCUCCUCUGACGGGUUGUACUCCACAGAGCAUGCAAAAAGUUUGCACGCAUGUGGAGAAGGCAGAUAUUUACUUCCUUAUUGAUGGGUCUGGCAGCAUCAGUCCAAAGGACUUCACCGAGAUGAAGGAGUUCAUGAAGGACGUGAUCAAAAUGUUUCACAUUGGACCCGACGGGGUACGAUUUGGAGUCGUUCAGUACUCAGACAAAAUUAUAAGCCAGUUUUUACUCACCCAGUACACCAGCAUGGAGAAGCUGGGGACAGCCAUUGGCAACAUCCAGCAGGGAGGAGGUGGUACCACCACCGGUGAGGCCUUAAGCAAAAUGGCCCUGGUCUUCAGAAACACUGCCAGAACCAAUGUUGCCCAAUACCUCAUCGUCAUCACUGAUGGUCAGUCUUCAGACCCAGUGGCUGAUGCUGCGCAGGGACUGAGGGACACUGGAAUCAAUAUCUAUGCCAUUGGAGUAAGAGAUGCUAAUACCACCGAGCUUGAGGAAAUAGCGAACAACAGGGUAUUUUUCACAGAUGAUUUUCACUUCUUGAAAAGCAUCCACCAGGAAGUCGUUCGGGAUAUCUGCUCCUUCGAGAAUUGUAGGAGCCAGAAAGCUGACAUCAUCUUCUUGAUUGAUGGCUCAGAAUCCAUCUCUUCUGAAGACUUUGAAAAGAUAAAGGACUUCGUGAAGAGGAUGGUGAAUCAGUCUAAUAUCGGGGCUGAUAAAAUUCAGAUUGGCCUUCUGCAGUUCAGCUCCACUCCCCGGGAAGAAUUCACGCUUAAGAACAAUUACUCCUCAAAGGACGAGAUGUGUAGAGCCAUCUCGAAUGUUACACAGAUAAAUAGUGGUACCGAGACUGGGAAAGCCUUGAAUUUCACUCUGCCCUUUUUUGACAUUUCACAAGGAGGGAGACCCGGAGUUCAUCAGUAUUUGAUUGUGAUCACCGACGGGGACUCCCAUGAUGAUAUAGUUUCCCCAGCCAAAGCCCUCAGGGACAGAAACAUAAUUAUUUUUGCUAUUGGGGUGGGAAAAAUUCAAAGAGCCCAGCUCUUGGCGAUUACUAAUGACCAGGACAAAGUAUACCACGAAGAAAAUUUUGAGUCCCUGCAGAACCUGGAAAAGGAAAUUCUUUAUGAGGUCUGUACUUCCCAAGGCUGCAGCAUGGAUCUGUCUGUAGGAGUUGAUACCUCAACUUCUUCAGGGCGAGCUCAGCAGGAACUUGGAAGGUUUCUGCCCGGGCUGCUGCAACAGCUGGCCUUGCUCUCUAACAUCAGCUGCGAGGCUCCUGGCCAGAUGGAGCCGAGGUUCCGCUACGUGGUUCCAGGAUCCAGCAGUCGGCCUGUCUUUGAUUCGGGCUUUGAGAAAUACAACGAUGAGACGGUCCAGAAGUUCUUGGUGCAACAGGGUUCUGCGAACAACCGACUGAAUGUAGACUUUCUGAAGUCCCUGGGAGAGACUGCCAUCCACUCGUCUUCUGCUAACGUAAAGGUCCUUUUAGUGUUUACAGACGGACUUGAUGAAGACCUAGAGAGGCUGAGGAGAACCUCGGAGCUCCUUCGCAGUGGAGGGCUCUCCGGACUCCUGGUCAUCGGCCUGGGAGGCGCACACAAGUUAGAAGAGCUGCAGGAGCUGGAGUUUGGCAGAGGGUUUGCGUACAGGCAGCCUCUGAGCUCCAGCCUGCCAUCCCUCCCAAGUGUCUUACUAAAGCAACUUGACACAAUUGUGGAGAAGGCAUGCUGUUACGUGUGUGCCAAAUGUUAUGGAGAUGAUGGGGUCAGAGGUGACCCUGGGAGUCUCGGGAAGGAGGGAGAGAGAGGUUUGGACGGGCUCCCCGGCCAUCCUGGUGAAGAUGGAGACCAUGGACCAAGAGGCCCCCGUGGUCUUCCUGGACUUCGAGGUGAGGAAGGUUGUCCGGGUGUGAGAGGACCUAAGGGAGCAAGAGGAUUUUCAGGAGAGAAGGGCAACCCUGGUGAUGAAGGUGUUGAGGGCUUAGAUGGAGAACAGGGCGAUCGCGGGGCCGCGGGGUCAUCUGGAGAGAAAGGAAGCAGAGGCAGUCAGGGCUUGACAGGUCUGCCUGGACCAGCUGGAUCUCGUGGGGAGCCUGGGCUGAGGGGAGAUCCUGGGGAUCCUGGAAUUGAUAAUUUCAUUCAAGGCCCCAAGGGAGAAAAGGGAAGGCGUGGACGUCAGGGAAGUUCUGGUUUCCACGGACUUCUGGGGGAAACUGGCAGUGUGGGACCUUGGGGGUCACUUGGAAGACGUGGCUUGCCAGGGUUGAAGGGUGUGCUUGGAGAGGCUGGUGAGCUGGGCUACCAAGGAGAACCUGGGUAUCCAGGCCCACAGGGACCCAGAGGAAGGCAAGGACCUCCAGGAUCAUUCGGUCAAAAAGGGGAUGCGGGUGCCCAGGGGAAUCCUGGGCCUCCAGGGCCAAAUGGCUCAAGAGGAACAGAUGGUCCCAGAGGACUCAAGGGAGAACUCGGUCACACAGGAGAAAGAGGUCCACGGGGUCAGCAAGGGUCAAGAGGACAGCCUGGUCGCUUUGGUCUAGACGGCUACGGUCAUCCUGGAAGAAAAGGCAAGAAGGGUGAACCUGGAUUCCCUGGCUAUCCUGGCUUGCAAGGAGAAGAUGGUAAUCCAGGCCGUGGAGGAGAGAAGGGGGCCAAGGGAAUCCGAGGGAAGAGGGGCAGUUCUGGAUUUCCUGGGUUUGCUGGAACUCCAGGUGACCAAGGCCCACCAGGAAAAAUGGGCAUCAAGGGCCCAAAAGGCUUGGCAGAUAGGACGCCCUGUGAAAUUGUUGAUUUUGUGCGAGGAAACUGCCCUUGUUCGAUAGGUAUUUCCAGAUGCCCAGCAUUCCCGACGGAAGUGGUCUUUGCCUUGGACAUGUCCAACGACGUCUCCCAGUCAGACUUUGAGAGGAUGAGAAACAUUUUAUUAUCUCUGUUGAUGAAGCUGGAAAUGAGUGAGAGCAACUGUCCCACUGGUGCUCGAGUGGCCAUUGUUUCCUACAACAUGAGGACAGAUUAUCUAGUGCGCUUGUCAGACCAUCGGGGAAAAGCUACCCUUCUACAGGCUGUCAGGAAAAUCCCCCUGGAAAGGUCAUCUGGGUUCCGAAACCUUGGGGCCACCAUGAAGUUUGUGGCUAGACAUGUAUUCAAACGUGUACGCUCAGGGUUUUUGGUGAGGAAAGUAGCCGUGUUCUUCCAGGUGGGUGGAAAUUAUGACGCAACCUCUGUCAACACAGCCAUGCUGGAGCUCCAUGCAGCGAACAUUGUCACAGCAGUAGUGACCUUCACAGAGGACCACAACCUCCCAGAUGCCCUGCUGGUGGAUGGACUCAACACCUUUCACUUGUUUACCUGGGAGACGGAGCACCAGCAGGAUGUGGAACGCCUGGUCAGCUGUACUCUCUGCUACGACAAGUGCCGACCAGCCCCCGGGUGCCGGGUGGAAUCUCCCAGGCCUCAGGAGUUGGACAUGGACUUGGUCUUCCUGGUGGACAGCUCCCAGGGUGUCAGCAGGGACAUAUACCUUGGGGCUUUGAGGCUAGUGGAUUCAGUGCUCAAGGACCUGGAGGUGGCUGCACAGCCUGGCACAUCCUGGCACGGGGCACGCGUGGCCCUGUUGACACACACCACCCCAGGCUUUUGGCCUGGUGUGGGUCAAGACCCUGUGCUUGAGUACUUUCACCUGACCUCCCACGGCCACCGGACACAGAUGCAAAGGCAGAUUCAGGAGGCUGCAAGUGGUUUGCUACAGGGAGCCCCUGCCCUGGGCCACGCCCUGGAGUGGACGCUGGAAAAAGUGCUUCUGGCAGCCAUAUUGCCUCGAAGGUCACAGGUCCUCUUUGCCAUUGUGGCCAGUGAGACAAGCAUCUGGGACAGAGAGACGCUAAGGGCUCUGUCCCUGGAGGCCAAGUGCAAGGGCAUCACACUAUUUGUGUUGGCUGUGGGCCCAGGAGUAGGAGCCCAGGAGCUGACUGAGCUGGCCAAUGUGGCCAGUGCACCCUCAGAGCAGCACCUGUUACGCCUGGAGGGUGUCUCAGAGGCAGAGGUAGCCUAUGCCAGCAGAUUCACGGAGGCCUUCCUGAACCUUCUAAAAAGUGGAAUAAACCAGUAUCCACCCCCAGAGCUCAAUGAAGAGUGUGGAGGCCCAAACCGUGGGGACACCUUGCUACAAUUCUUCACUUCUGCCAAGAGGCUGUCCAAGCCCCGGUUUGGCACGUCUGCUGCCACUGGGUAUGACUCAGGAGCACCCAAGCCACAAGACUCCUUUCUGAGGGGGAAGAGGAAGAUCAGGACACUGUCCGUAGCUCAGCAAGAAACGCUGGGAAGCCUCGGAAGGGACAGGGCAGAUGCUGAAGAAACACCAGCGAAAGGAAGACGUUCGGGCGCUGCCCAUGGUCCUUGUUCUGUGUAUCCUGAGGGAGACGAGUGCCUGACUUAUGUCCCGAAGUAGUACUGCAGCCAUGAAGAGUGGGCUCACCAACUCCACUGGUUUGGGGACUCUGGGGGCAAUGCCAACCAGUUUGAAACCAGAGAAGAACGUGAGACAUGGUGUAGGCCACGCCUUGUAACUGGUGCUCUCCCCUUCCCUUAACAGUUAGACAGUGGGACUGGCAUUAGCCUUGCUGAGGUAGGCUACCCAGCUCAUGGAUGACAAAGCCUGCUCUGUAACCCUGGACAUUGUAACUCCCUCCACUGUUUCCUGCCUGUGUAGGCUUAGGCUAGAUCAUUUGUAACUGAGGAUUAAAUUCUGUUUUUCUCUCAUUUAA
Rattus norvegicus (Norway rat) is the source of this 7419-nucleotide messenger RNA. It is a transcript of the gene Col6a4, whose product is annotated as collagen, type VI, alpha 4. Lineage: Eukaryota; Metazoa; Chordata; Mammalia; Rodentia; Muridae. The transcript has 38 exons. Bases 120 to 7103 code for a protein of 2327 amino acids. The record is from RefSeq and is marked validated. Gene Ontology annotation, cellular component: collagen type VI trimer.